AUGGUUUCGCGCUACUCUUGGUCCAUCAUCAACACGACGGUGUCCAUCUUCAGCGCCGUCAUGAUCUUCAACGGUGUUGACGAGGUCGGCCUCUUUCUCUUCGUGAACCCCCUGCUGGGAGAGUUUCCUCAAGGGUGGCGGCAAGUGGCCCGCGUCAUCGUCGGCUACCUUGUCUUCCUCGCUUGGUUCACGGUUGCCCACAUCAUGAUCGCCUACGUCUCCAAUGCCUUGAAGAGGCAAGGAUUCGAGGGCGAGCUGGAAGAAGGAGAGACGCAGGGGCGUUCCUGGGUCGUCAAUGAUACGGUCCGAGGCGACAACGGCCAGCCAGUAGAGCCCACCCUCGUCCGGCCGGGCGGCCGCGAGAAGAGCGUGGCCAUUGUCGGCAAUGUGGAGGUCUUUGUCAUGACCAAGGAUUUGGCCAAGCAAGGCUUCGAGCAGCGGACCAAGUGCUGGUCCAUGCUGUACGCGCACAUGGCAGGAUUCGCCAUGAUCAGCGCAGGCGGUGACCUGCAACACGCGGAGCCCUUCAGGGGCUCUUCCGUCAUGAGCUUCGUGUCCGUCGCCGUCAAUGUCCUCUUCCUGCUUAGUCUGUUCCGCCUGUCCCGCGCCAUGCGCCCAACUGUGGAGGACUCGGACGACGAAGAAGAAGCUGAAGCGGUGAGGCUAUGUGAGGAGCACGCGAUCGAAGCAGAGGAUGAACUCUUCUGCCUCUCGAUCUCGUUCCUCUUCGUGCAGGCCGUCCGCUACAGCGUGACGGGCGUCCUCUCCACCAAGAAUGGGUCCGAGCCAGGGGAGGAAUUCGGCCUUCGAGAGAUCGCCACAGUUUACGGCGUCGGCGUGCUGGCGGUGGCAGGGGCCUUCCUCAUGGCUCUGUCCGGCUACUCGCGGCGCCUGGCGGAUCUGGCGAGAGGUACCUUCUGCAUGGCCUUCGCCUGGUGCCUCCUCUUCGCCUCCAGGUGGAUGUUUGAGUCCUGGAGGCUGCUCGUCACCCUAGACGUAUCGCCGCGGACGAUUGAAGGACGCGUGGUGCUCGCGCUGUUCCUGUCGACCUUCACAGCCUUCGCCAUCAUUGUCCUGGACAAGUUCGAGGACACAUCCAGGAACCCCAGACUGGCACAUAACGUUGUCAAGAACUUGGUGACCGGUCUGUCAAUCCUCGUUGGCUUCACCUGGGAGCACGUCGUGGACGGAUGCACGGAAGCCAUUGCGUCGAUCUACCAUGGGCAUGAACUCAAGAAACUGGUCUCCAAAGUAGUUGGUGCCACGAUCAUUCCGCUGGUGGUGCUGCCAGCAUGGCGGAGGCAUGUGCUGCAGAAGGUCUUGAUGCUGAUGAAGCACAAGAAGGACAAGCGUGUCGCAGAGCGACUUGCGCAGAUGGUGUCCGGCGGGAAGAUUGAGCUGUCCUCCUCGGAAGACGAGCCUGACGCAGACCUGGCUUGGUAG
Molecule: messenger RNA, 1443 nt
Organism: Symbiodinium natans
Lineage: Eukaryota; Dinophyceae; Suessiales; Symbiodiniaceae
Source: the annotation of a GenBank genome assembly